AUGGCGGCCAAGUACUGCCCUGAUUGGGAUUACACAGACUUGAAGACAAUGCCACUUCCCAUGGACCUGGACUGUGAAGGUGGGAAACUUACAGUCCAUCCAUACCAACCAUCCAUUUCCAGCACAAGUGAAGAGGUGGACCCACAACCACCUAUUUCCAGCACAAGUGAAGACGUGGACCCAGCAAUGGUCCAGCUACUGCACAAGAAAUUGAUGAUUUUUUGCAGAGAACUGGAAGACAGUGUUGUUGUCUAUCCAAAACAAGUUUUACCCAUGGAGCCGACCCUGGUCAAGCCAGAUGACCCAGCUUGCCAAUUCAACCCGGUUGAUGAUGUUGAGAUGGAGACCUUGCCCACGGAGCUGACCGUGGCCAAGCCAGAUGACCCAGCUUGUGAAUUCAACCCGGUUGAUGAUGUUGAGAUGGAGACCUUGCCCACAGAGCCGACUGUAGCAACGAGUUCCUUGCAUCCAAAAAAACCUCACGCACAAUUGCUGAAAAGGCAGCAGAGAAAAGCAAUUCCAAUUUUGCCACCCCAGAGCCCACCUUGGACACCUGCUCCUAGCCAGAAACCAGAUGACAAGAUUGGUGCGGAACAUAACCACUCUGCCUUGGAUCUCUCAAAGCUGCACAAGCAGAGGCCAAGAUUUUGGCCUGAGGAGACCCAAGUGAUCAUUUACUUCAUAGCAUCAGAACCUUCUGGACCACUCAAGCAUUCCUGUUGGGAGCACGUUGCCACUCUGAUCAAUCAAAAAUUCAAGACAAUCAACACAUGUGAACGUGGAGCAAAACGUUGCAGGAUACACUACAAUUAUGCAAGGAGUUGGGGUCCUUGAUCAGCCUAUGAAAUUCUGUUAUGCUUAUCUGGACAACCAUCUAUUUGAUAACUGUACAGCAAACUGAUGUGAUGAAAGCAAUCCAAAACCUCAUAGCAAAGGAGGAGGCCCAAUUCGU
Puccinia graminis f. sp. tritici CRL 75-36-700-3 is the source of this 952-nucleotide messenger RNA. RefSeq lists its product as uncharacterized. The transcript has 3 exons. The coding region runs from base 1 to 834 and encodes 277 amino acids. NCBI's taxonomy places the organism in Eukaryota, Fungi, Basidiomycota, Pucciniomycetes, Pucciniales, Pucciniaceae. The record is from RefSeq and is a predicted model, not a curated record.